UGCUGCUACUGCAGCUCUGCUGAACUUCCCAAGAGAAGGAAGUAGAAACAAGGAGGGAAAGGGAACCUGCAGGAGAGAAAAGGGCUUCCUCCAUCUCCCACCCAUCCAUUCAUCCAUCCAGGAUUUGGGAGAGCCCAGGAAUGCUGGCUCGCCCCCUUCUCGUUUGAAGCUCAAUAAUAGCUGCUUCUUCCUCUCUGCAGAUUUGUGGGAGUCUAGAGAAAGGGAUGAAGGUACAACAGUCUCCAAAGUCUGAACCUGAAGUUGGACAAGAAGAUAAUUACGGAAGAGCUAGCAGUGUGAUUCACAGGGGAUAUAGGAUGGGACAACUCCAAGGGGAAGUAUCGCAGGAGGACCAACCCCCUCGAGGAAUACAACAACAUUGGGAAACCCAAGGGCAGGAGUUCCUAAACAAGAUGUGGCCCCAUCACACAGAAAGGGGGGAUCCAGAGACAUUGGAGGAGGUCGUUCCGUGGGAAGAUGCCAAGGCCUUCCUGGCCUCCUUUGAGCAAGUGGCCAAAGCCUGUCGGUGGCCAAAGGAAGAGUGGGUUGCCCGGCUGUUGCCCGCAUUGAGCGGAGAAGCAGAGCAAGCCUUUCAGAGCCUGGAAGCCCUCGACAGGAAGGAUUACAGGAAAGUAAAGGUGGCCAUUUUGCGGGCGGAUGCCCUGAAAACAGAGGCCCAGCGCCAGCAUUUUCGGCAGUUCUGCUGCCAAGAGGUGGAGGAUCCGCGAAGGGUUUACAGCCAUGUUCAGGAGCUUUGCAGUCGGUGGCUGAAGCCGGAGAGACGCAGCAAGGAGCAGAUCCUGGAGCUGCUGGUCCUGGAGCAAUUCCUGGCCAGUCUUCCCCAAAACAUGCAAGGCUGGCUCCGAGGCGCAGGGCCAGAGACCUGUUCCCAGGCUGUGGCCUUAGUGGAGGAUUUCAUGAUGAGCCGACAAGAGGAUGAAACACGGAAACAGCAGGAAUCGAUGAACAUCAGGGAAACUUGGCCCAUCUUCAGCCAACCUCUGAUCCAUCCACACCAACAGAUUGUACUCUGGAAGGUUCUGCAAGACGAUCCUAGGGUUGCGGAUUCUUUGGGUGGUGAAAGUGGAAGCCAGAUCAAGAUGGAGAAUUCUCCCUUGGGAGGAAACGAGCCAGAGGACAUCCCCAAGACAUUGCAACAAACCAGCCAAGGAGAUGUGCUGGGAAGACUGGGAAUGCACAAUGAAGGAUGUGAAUUCAAAGAAGAACAGUGGGAGCAGCCCAUGGGGACAGAGAAUACAUGGAAAGAGUGCAGUGGGCAUCUUAACCUUAAACCUGCCCUUGAAUAUCUUGUCAAAGAGCAUACAAGGGAUAAAAUGCCCGUGUUCUCGAACUGUGGUAGAAGACUUGAUAUGGCCCAUACUUUGGAGGACUGCAAAGAAGAACCCUGCCAAGAAAAUCCAUACUCUAGUGAGCAUCAAAUAACUUCUGGGAAUAAAUCUGAAUUCUUUGAGGAACAGGAAGGAGAUCAUUUGGACACAGAUCAGAAUAAUUAUGCAGCAGAAACAUCCGACAGUUCUCCUGAGCGUGGGAAGAAUGUGGGCUUUGCUUCCUCGCUGAAGACAAAUCCAGGAAUACAGAGUGAAGGGAGAAGGUAUGGUUGCCCUCAGUGUGGAAAAUGUUUCCUUCAGAGAAGAAAUCUGAUGAUCCAUCAGCGCUCUCACAUUGGAGUUCUACCUUGCAAAUGUUUCCAGUGCGGGAAAUGCUUUGGUCAGCGAAGGAGUUUGACCAUUCACCAGAGAACGCACACAGGGGGUAAACCACACAAAUGUUUUCAGUGUGGGAAAAGUUUCAGCCUGGGGAAGUAUUUGAAGAGACAUGAAGGCAUUCACUCUGGGGUGAAGGUGAAACCUUAUAAAUGUUCCCAGUGCGAAAAAUGCUUCAACCAAGAGAAAGAGCUGAAGAUCCACCAGAGGAUUCAUACUGGAGAGAAACCCUACCAGUGCUCUCAGUGUGGGAAACGUUUCAACCAGCAAGGAAACCUCAUGAACCACUGGCGGAUUCACACUGGAGAGAAACCCCACAAAUGCUCUGUGUGUGGAAAGAGCUUUGGCCGCAGUAACCAGCUCAAGACCCACCAAGGAAUCCACACCAGGGAGAAACCGUAUAAGUGUUCUCAAUGUGGGAAAUGCUUCAGGGUGGGGAAAUACUUGAAGAGACAUGAAAGAAUUCAUGCCGGCCAGAUGAAAACACUUGAUGUGUCAUGACUUUACUUUCUGGUUUUGUGUGAAGCCUUAGACCUGGCCUGUGUAUAUUUGAAACAAGGGAGAGGGUUCCCAUGGAAACUGGAGCAAUGAAGGGGAGGGGCCAGGGUGAGGGAUAGGAGGCGUGAGGGAAAUAAACUGUCUGUUGGAUUUUUUUUCAUACCCCCAAAUUAUUAUUUUAGAAAUAAAACCAUAGAAA
Anolis sagrei ordinatus is the source of this 2421-nucleotide messenger RNA. The record is from RefSeq and is a predicted model, not a curated record. Lineage: Eukaryota; Metazoa; Chordata; Lepidosauria; Squamata; Anolidae.